Glarea lozoyensis ATCC 20868 is the source of this 1218-nucleotide messenger RNA. Its product is annotated as PH. The record is from RefSeq and is a predicted model, not a curated record. NCBI's taxonomy places the organism in Eukaryota, Fungi, Ascomycota, Leotiomycetes, Helotiales, Helotiaceae. The transcript has 2 exons. The coding region runs from base 1 to 1218 and encodes 405 amino acids.
AUGGCGGAUGUGCAGCCUGUAUCGAUGUCACCUAGUGAGCCUCGUCAGAUACCGCCACGAACCCCAGCCCUACAGAUACCUCCACCUUCUGGAGUUGCUUUACCACCGCCUUCGUCCUCUAGUCGGAUUCGAAAUUCCCAUCUUGCACUGGACUCAUUCUCCCCGGUAAAUCAGAAUGGCAGCUUUGAAUUUGAUCGGGUGUUAAAGUCUGGGACCGUACAGAAACGAACGCGCAAGACGAAGAAUUGGAAACCAAUAUUUCUCGUCCUACGACCAAACUCUCUCUCCAUCUACCGAGACGCGAACGAAGAUAAAUUAAAGCACAAGAUACAGCUCUCCGACCUCACAGCAGUCGCCAAACUCAAAGAUCCUAAACACAAACGAGUCAACGUGUUUGGCUUGUUCUCGCCGUCUCGAAAUUACCACCUUGAAGCCGCGUCGAAGAAAGAUACCGAAGAAUGGGUUGGGCUGAUUCGACGAGAGGCACGAAUAGAAGAAGAGGAGGAAGAAAUGAUGUUAGCCAGCCCUACAGGAGUAAUUUCGGGCUCAUACGCCGGUUUUGAACGAGCAUUCCACAAACACACCGAGCAGAGGCGAUUACACGAGGAACGUGUAGGCUCAAGUUCUCCAGAACCAAUGGACCCUCCAAUAAGACUAUCCAAAAAGAACGGUCCUGUCUUCGCGCCCGGCCGCAGAAUGUCACAUACGAUCGACUACUCAGGCACAGAUAUAGCAUCCCACUCUGACCUCUCAGACACAGAAGUCUCCCGACCCUUCCAACCCACCGAGCCUCUCGCCGUCAAACCACCUCCCCGACCGGACUUCGCCGUCCGCAAUUCUAGCCAAAUAAGCGGCUUCAAUCCCGACCUCGAUCCCGAACGCGUAAUCUGGCAAGGCCAUCUCCUCUAUCUGAAAUCCAAAGGCGGGGUCCGCCAAUGGAAAAAUCUCUGGGCUGUUCUCCGCCGCAACAAUUUCGCACUUUAUAAAAACGAAUCAGAGUACUCACCUGUGUUACUCAUUCCGUUAAGCUCGGUUAUCAAUGCGGUGGAGAUUGAUCCGUUGAGCAAGACGAAACGACAUUGCUUGCAGGUUAUUACCGAGGAGAAAAGUUUCAAGUUUUGUGCGAGAGGUGAGGAUCAGCUUGACAAGAGUCUGGGCGCGUUGAAGAGUUUGUUGGCGAGGAGGAAGGAGGAGGCUGUUGGUGGGAGGGUGAUGUGA